AUGAACUCUGCUGGUCGUAAAAGGGAUUGUGACCGUUUUUUAAACUCUAAAAACAUAGGUGAUACGUCUUCUAUUCUAGCAAAGAAGAGAUGGAGUCUACUUAGGGAGAAGAUCAUCCAAUGUUAUACCUUCAGUCAACCUAGUGUAGUUUCAAAUAUUGACAGAAUAUUUGGAUAUAGUCUGCUUAAAAGGUCGAAGUCUUUUUCGUCUGAUAUAAUUGAGCAGGUCCUUCAUAUACCUAGAGAAAAUGAACGAAUUGUAAUUAAAACACCCUCCAGCGUAAAAUUUUAUGAUAUGAGGGAAUUUAAACUGGUCAAAGAAAUACCUUUAACGAAAAGUGAGAACAGAAAUAUUUUCAGUCAGAAUUAUGACCGCUUAGCGUACGCACCGAAAAUGGAUAUUUUUAUUGGUUGGAAACCUGGUGGAAAUACUUUAUGGCCUUUAGCAUGUGAAGAUCUUGAGAAAAUUGGUAUUCCAUCUACAACUACAAAUCAGUUAAUCGGUGUAUUUUCUAACUUUGAUUCAGGAAGUAUAGUUUCGCUGGAAUUAAAAUCAUUUAAACUAUGUUCAAAUGACUAUUCCCGGAUUAUAUUUGCAAGACACUGGCAAUUUCAAUUUACUGAAAUCCAACUUAUACCAGAUAAAUGCGUACCAGUUUUGGCACUUAAGAAUUGUAUCCCAUUUAGAUUUCCGACGCACCAAGAAGAAUUAUUCACACAAAUCAGUACAUGUCCUCUACUUAAAAGACUUUUUGAGACAUUUGAAUUUCCAACAGAAUUAGUCAGUUUCGAAGAGAAUUGGAGUCAGAAAUGUCAACUUCUAAUUGGUUGGAAAUAUUCAGCUUGGUUACGUUGUAUGCAAUUCGAUAAACAUUUUAGUUAUAAGUCUUACGAUAAUAAUUGUGAUGAGGCCGAUGAAAGACUUUUAGAAACGAUCAAUUUUCAAAGCUUUCAAAAUUCAACCAUCACUCAUAAAUCACAAAUUACGGCUGUUCUGUUUUUUAGCCCGUUAAAUGUUUUAAUUACUGGUGAUAUAUCCGGGACAAUAAAAACAUGGAAUACUGAUCAAGUUCAAUUAACAGUACUUCAUGGUCAUUUGGGAGAAAUUAUGCAUUUUUCAGCACAUAGGUGGGAUUUAAUUAGAUCACAUAAAUUUUAUUCCACAUUUCCAAGUUUCGUUUCAAUAAGUAAGGAUGGACUGAUGAAAUGUUGGCAGUUUUCGCAAUCAAAUUAUGUGUAUCCGAGAAAUGAUACUUCAGGAUCUUCAAAUCUGUCAAAAAUAGUAUCAGAUCAUGAAACCAAAGAGAACAGUAUAAAAGAAGUAGAUAGUAGACAGACACUUAUAAAUUUGUAUUCGAAAAUUCUAUCUACAAAAACGUCCUCACCAAACUCACUACACACUGUUCAUGACAUUGUAAUGAAAAGAAACACUGGUGACAUUAUUCUAGUCGGAGUAUAUCGAGACGCUGAUUCAUGUGAGAUUCAAGAGAAAUGUCAACGGCAGUAUUACAUGGAACAUUGGAUAUUAUCUGAGCCAUGUUCGCCAAUAGCCGAAUUUCCAAAAACAGUUAAAACUGUAUCAUUUAUAAGAUUAAAUGAUUUAUAUGAUAUUGUUUAUCCUGAAACCAAUAAAUCAUAUAAUCGAUCUGAAUGUCUAAACGAUAAUUCAAUCAAUAUAGCAGUUGUUAUAUGCGAAGGAAAACCUGGAAGUGUACAUUUACUUUCUACACUGGAUGGAUCCAUUUUAACAACAGCUGUAUGUGACGAUACAGUUGUAGAUGCUGCUUGGCAUUGGAUGCUUGAAAAAUUGUUUAUUUUACAAAAUAAUGGAAACAUCGCUGUAUUUUCCACUUGUACCCGUCCAUGCAAUUUACUUUCUGUAUGGUCAUCAGUUGAUCAUGAUGUAUUUUAUCGUGGUCCACUCUUACUUUAUCCAGUUUAUUGUCCAGAACACUUCAGAUUAUUUUUGGAAAAUGACAGGUUCAGUGAUCACUUACCACCGGUUAUUUUGUUAUUAUUGGUUGGUCAGUCGGAUGGAUCUAUGGUAUUAUUAUGUACUACAGAAGGAAUCAUAUUGAGCAAAACUCCAAUGGAUUCAAUCAAUAGAGCUUCAGACAAUCUUCCAGAAAAUAAUCAACCACAACAACAUCUAUCAUCGAUCAGAUCAAAUCCGAAAUUCGGGAGAUUGUACACUAUUAAUGGAGAGGGAACAAUUAAAGUAUGGCAAUUGAUUACACCUUUACCAAUCGGUGUACAAAUUCAAAGACCGGAUAUCUUUCAAAGAGAUAAACGUGUAUAUUUCACACGUUUUCCAUUCAAAUUUAUUCAUAAUACUGACAUCUGUUGUGUUUAUACCGCUAAGAAUUUUUCAUUCUCCAAAAUAGAUAAAGCUAAUAUUCACUGUUUAAAUGAUGCUUGCUGUUACAAUGCAAUUUGUGCUGAAAUAACUCAUCCAGGCGAUACGUAUUCAAUAUUCAGUUUCUUAACAACACGUUAUUUUAAUUCAGCUUAUUUAAAUCAUGAUAAUAUAACUUUGAUCAAAGAUAGUUGUAUUGGCUUAACCAAUAUCAGUACAUUAAAUAAGCAUUUUGAAAAAGCGCCCAUUGUUGAACAAAUAUUUUUAACAAUAACCAUUGAUCCUGUUGAACAAGAAAGCCUUUACUUAAAAGUAUGGCGGAUAAUAUUUGAAUACAAUAGGGGAAAUGAAUAUCGUGUCAAAAGCUCUAGCAGUUUGAAACGAACAUCCAUAGAAACUUUGAAAAAUUCAAAAAUAUUGGCUGAUAAUGAAGACACUAAUAUUAUUAAUUUAAAAUGUAGCCUACAAUUAUUAAAUACAUUAAGAUUACCAUGUCCAACUGGACCAAGAACAUGUAAAGCUGUUUGUAGAAUUGUCAGUAUUCAAUCAAAUGGUGAUGUUUUAUUGACAGUCGAUAAUAGUAUUUAUUUACUUCACUAUAAAUCAUUAAACAAAUAUCUUAAAUUCAGAUCUUAUUUCAUAAAUUUAAUGGAUAAUAAUUCUAUUGAAAAUGUAAAAAUUCCGAAUAUAUUACAAAAUGUAAUCAGAAAAAGAGAAUGGAAUAUAGACGAAUUGAAGAAAAUGAGUGAUGUAACUUUGUCUUUGGUUUGUGACAUUCGUCAGUCAGUAAACUUUUCACUGGAAGAACAAAAAGCCACAAAGAAUUUAUUUAAAAAGGCGCAAAUUCUAACUAAACUCAAAGAAAGAGAUAUCGAUUUGAAGGAAAUGUCAAAAACUGAAUUGUCAAAAACCCAAUCAAAACGUCGUCCUCAUAUUGAUUAUGCUUCAAUGCAAGAAGCUAAACGAAUUGCUUUUAACAAUUACUAUGAAAAGAUAUUAUCUAGACAAUAUUUAAACAUAACCCCUUACUCGAAAGAAUUGAACAUUGAAGAGGAUGAUGAAAUCACAUUAUUAAAAGAAAAGUUGUCAAUUAUGGAACAAACUUGUUCACAAAUUCAACUUGAAGCAUUAAUCAAAAAGAAACCAGUGAAAGCAAAAAAACACAAAUCAUUAAAACACCGUAAAACUGAUAAGAAGCAAAAAUUACCACAACAUAGUAGUGAAAAAGUCUCUCCGGUAAAACCACAACAGUCUAUCGAAUUGCCAAUAAUUGCUGAUAAUAAAGAGUUGGAUGUAUUGCCUAGUCAUAGAGCAAAUGGAUUUUUUCCAAAGAUUAUUUUGCAUGAAAGUGGGCGUUUAAAAUAUGGUUGGGCGCCUAAUUCGUUACUUCUUGGUAAAUAUUACUCAAGAAUAACUCAAUCAUCAGCGGUAGAUGGUAAAACGAGCAUGAAUCACGCCAAAUGGGCUGAUAUUGAAGCACAAUUAGCUAGAUCAGGUAUUCACACACUAUUGGAAAGCACUCUAACUUCUGACUCUAGUACAAGUUGGAUAAUAGAAUCCGACAAAGAAUUAACAACGAUCAGUAAAGAGAUGAGUGAAGGAGAUUUAAUAGAUGGGAAUGUCGAUGAAAAGUUGCUUGCCAGUAAAUUUUUGGAUAUGAAUCAAUCAAUGGAUCAUUCAGUUAGUUUAUCAACUUUACAAAAUGAGAUAAACACUGAAUUGGAACAAAUUCAAAUGUCUACAGUUGAAAAUUCAACACUACCGUCAGUGAAACAUAAAUCAAUGAUUAAAAAUGAUCUUAAGCAAUCUUAUUCGAAGGAAACAGAUUUACUGUCUGAUUUAAUUGAAAGGCAAGCACUUGGUCGUCCAAAAUAUGAACGAGAAAAUACUAUUUUCUUGACAGAAUUCAUUGAUACAGACAAGAUUGACCUAUUUUUGCUACCAGAGUUUUUGCUAAGUUUUCAAAACUCUAGAUGGUUACCUAUUCUUGGAUUAUUAAAUGAUCAAGAACCGGAAGGUUGGUCUGACUUUAAUGCAGGUUCUAAUGUUGACUGUUUUAUUCAAUGGCUAUUGUGGACAAAUGUCAUGCCAAAAAUAUGCUCACAAGAAAUUCCACCAUGUAAGGAAGAUGAAGACCUGUAUCUUUGUCAAACUAUUUCACAAUUUUGUACAGAUUUUAAAGCACUCUCUACAGAUUAUCAAUUAUCUAUGGAAUACAUUCGUGAAUUACAUCACUGCUUGACUGGAUGCAUAAUAAAUGAACUAGGGAAAUCAAUAGAAUUUAAAGGAUGGAAAAUGUUACAAGCAGUCGCCACACUGUUGAUUACACUUGGUUUUCAUGAUAUUGACACAGUGGUUAUCUUAUUAAUGUUAUAUGUGAAAGUACUUCUGUGUCGUGAAAACGAUGAUCCACAAUAUCCAGAUGAAGUUAAAAAUGUGAAUUUAAUCCAAUUUAUUCAGCAAUCAUUACAAUCACUUGGAUUUCAAAUUAAACAUUACAAUUAUCUUGAAGAAGAGUUAAGAAAACUUAAAAAUAUCGACAAAAAUAUGAGAAUUAAUCCACCGAAAAAAAUUAUUCACUUACAUGAUUGUAGUCAUCUAGUGAAAAAUGCUAAGACAUUAAAUUGUUGGCUUAAAUUUUACAAAAUCUUAUCUGUAUGGCUUGAGAAUUGGUCGAAGCAAAGUAAUGAAACAGAAGUAUCGAAGCAUCAAUCUUCUAAACUUGAAAAUCCAAUAAACAAUAUUUUGCCUACAAUAACUGAUUCCACAAUCAAAAGUAAAUCAAUGAAAAAACAAGUGAAAUGGUCAGAAGAUGAUUAUUAUCACGAUGAAUUUAUUCGAAAUGACGGUAUACAAGCAUUGAAUGCAUUUGUUAACUGGUGUCAUGAACAAAGAUUAUUGAAAUUACGUGAACAAGCCAAGCUGGAACAAUUACAAAUGGAUAAACUAAAACAAAACAUCAGCGAAGUGAAAAAAGAAACUAUUAUGCCAAUGAAACAAGUUAGUGCGGAUAAUAGUCGACAGCAUAAAAUGGUGAUGCUUUUACCGCCGUUGAAUGAAUUAGAAAGAUGUGUUGUACGUUUAGGUGAAUCAUAUGUCACUGAACGACGUAAAUAUUGUAAAACAAAGAACCUUCUACAGCCAUGGAUGAAUAAUGCACAACAAACAAAAUAUGUAGAUAUUAUGAAAAGUCAAAGCUUACGUGAUCCAACUCAACCUGCAUAUGCACAACCAUGGAAAUCUUAUAAAAAUGCACUAACAGGACAUUUCCCACCGAAAAUACACAUAAAACUAAAAGAAUGUAAUAUUCUACCAUUUGAUAAAUAUCAACCUCUUAAAGAAACGUUAAAACAAAGACUUGCAGAAAUUGAAAGAUUACAAGAAAAUAUAACAAAUUUCAAGAAACAAAAUAAUUUCAACAAACAUAUACCGCCUUACAUGAUCAAUGGAAUGGAUAGUAAAGAUUUGGACAAUUAUCAUAAAUUCUUAUGCUCAUUGAUUUAUGAUGAAAAGAAUAAAUUCAAUUCAAUAGUUCAAUGGUUCAUUCCAAUCAUGUCAUCAUGUCUGUUGCCUUUACCAAUGAAACCGAAGAAAUCACCGCAAAUCAAAUUACCACAUUUAUGUUUAAAGACAUCUUAUGAUGAAAAAGUGGGAAAUGACAUUGGCGUCUAUGAGGACGAAGUAGACGAAGAACAUGACAUGUUAAAUACAAAUUCAAUUUGUAUUUCAGACAAUCUAUCAAUUGAAUCCAUGUCUGUGUUAUAG
This is a messenger RNA of Schistosoma turkestanicum, 6120 nucleotides long. The record is from the annotation of a GenBank genome assembly. Lineage: Eukaryota; Metazoa; Platyhelminthes; Trematoda; Strigeidida; Schistosomatidae.